UCUCUUAUGUGUGAGUCGCCGGAGCUCCCUCAGCCUGCUCCUUACCACCUGUCCUUGACUUAGACGAGGCUGAGAGGAAGCCGUGCUGCUCGCUCCUCCCUCUGGCUCCUCUCUGUCUGUCUUCAUGUGAGCAGCUGCAUUUUUUUUCUUCUUCUCCUGGCUGUUUCUUUCUACCUGUGGUGCUUCAGUGGAGAGACGAAGAGAGGAGCGUUUGUCCUCGGCCGGUGGAGCUCUGAUGGGAGGCAGUGCUGGCUCUGGCUGGGACUGGGGAUGCUGAACAGAGGGAGGGAGGGCCUGUUUGAGCUGGGACAGCAGCUCCAGCAGCAGGGGGAGUAUCAGGCCGCCCUCCACUGCUUCCUCAGCUGCCUGUUGGGACUGACCCAUGUGCAGAGCUUCACCUCUCUUCCCAACUGUCUACACCAGAUCGCAGAACUCUUCAUCACUGAAAAGAACUAUGGGAAGGCCCUCCAGUUCAUCCAGGCUGAGAAAAUGUUCUAUGAGGUGGCAUUGAUCGAGCUCACGGCGCUUCAGGGGAGCACAGGGCCUCAGGAGGAGGCUACGCUGGGCUCUGCAGGAUGGACAACCCCAGAGGAGCUUUCGGAGCAGGCCUCCCAGGCACAGCACCUCGAACGGCUGGCCCAGCUCUGCAUCAUGAGCAAACAACCUCAUCUUGCUCUAGAAUACAGCGGUAAGGCUGCAAAGAUCCACCAGAGGGCCUUUGGUAAUGACCACCCAAUUACAGCCAGAAGCCUGGAGCUUAUGGCCACCGUCUAUGCUGAGAUCGGCAAGACUGAAUAUUCAGACUCCCUGGGUCAGUGUGUGUCUGCGCUGUCCAAACGCUUCGCUGCUGCAGAGUCCAUCAAAGACACCGUCAACUGUCUUCCUCAUUCCCACCGGGAGAAACACUCAGAGGUCCGCCACAGAAAGGACACCCACCACCAACAGGAGGACGCACCGAAACCUAAGGUUACCAAUGGCAAAGUCCCCCCCUCCAUCCUUAAGAGGCCAAGUCCCAACUACGGGUCAGACACAGAACCCAACCACAGACGAAAAGGCGAACGCAGGGUUCGAUUCAGGGAGCCAGAGACCACAGUACAUGACAUUCCUUACUGUGACUGUUUAGGUGCCUAUGAGACGACACCGUCCCGUCCCCACCUCGCCCUCUUCACAUGCCUCUUCCUGCUGAUGUCAUUCCUGGGUGUGGCGAUGUACUGCACAGACCGGCGGCGCCCACAGCGCGUGUGUGAGGAGCUGGAGGCAGCGCUGGCUGUCUACCUGCUGCAUAUGAAACAGCUGCUGUGGGGCUGCUGGAUCUGGCUGACCAUGCAGUGACUGGGACCGACCACAGGUGGAGACAUAGAGCCUCCUUUAUUUUUUUUUUUUUUCAGAGCCCUCUUUUUUCCUAUCUCUUAGGGAGCCGGGGCCUACAAACACCUCAGCCAUUCGGUAAGGCUCUUUGCACUGUCUGUGGUGUUGAACCACUCUGGCAGUGAAAAAAGGGAAAAUGUGUAAUCCCUGAAAUAUGUAGCUUCCAUGUCUGUAUGUACAUAUGUGCUAAAGUGGUUGGCACGCCACUCUUUAUUUAAAUUAUGAUUUUGCACAUCUGCAAUGCUCACAUAUAACGCUCACUUUAAACACCACACCCAUUUGACCUUUCAGUUCAUGUCACAGUCUGUUGUAUGUGAGUGAAUGUUUCCAUGAAAUGAAAAUAUUUAUUUUGUUACAUGAUUUGUGUAUAUCAGAUAUUACACAGAACUGAAUGUGUAUAUACGGUUCAAUAUACUAAGGACUAUCACAAUAUUCAGCCUUGUAAUUGCACAUAAAUGAAUGUAGAGACGUUUGGAGACAGCUUUGAUUGGCACAGCGCACAUUCGAGAAGAGGAGGACGGGAAGCACAAAUGUGUGAACUGUUGGAUAAUGAUCCGUGAGAGCGAAAAAAACACAGGGCUGCAUCACUUCACAGCACCAGGUUGAAUGACUAACGGAUGAAAAACACCUCUUUCUUUACAGACUGUCUGGUCUUCUGUACGACCGGCAGUCUUCAGCUGAUUCCUAGCUCCACUGAGGAGAAAACCUGCAGCACAAUGUUAUGAAUCCUCUCUCCUUAUCUAUCGUCAAAGAGAAUAUACUCGAAACUGAAAGAAUGCUAAAGCUUUUAACAGUGUUCCUCUUUAUAACCGCUUGAAUCCCACAAAAUAUCCUCGACCCCAACUGUUAUUUAUUCUUCUAUACUGUAUAUCUGCAUCUACAAAAAUAUCCGACUUUCAAUUAUUUUAGAUUUUUUAGCUUUUUGUUACCUGUUACAUUUCUAUUUAAAAAACAAUAAUAUUCAGGUUUUAAUCGUGAUGUCAAAUGCUCAUCAAGCUUUGGACAAAGGUAUGAAUAGAUAAAUAUUUGCUAUACAUUUAAAACUUUUUUUUAUCAAGUUAAUUUCUAGAAAUAUGAGGCCAAACACAGACAUAUAACAAUCAGAUUCUGGAGGUUAUUGCAGGAGUCCUUUUAUCAAAUGAAAUUCAAACCACACAAAUGGAUUAUAGGAACAAAAGAGCAUAGUGAUGCACAUCCCACAGACCUCUCAUUAUGAGCAAUAACACACAUCACAUGGUUUCCAGUAAAACAUUUUUCUUUGUAUAACAGGUUUCAGGGAACUCAGAAGGAAAGCGUUGGAUUUUGGAUGUUUGAAUGUCAAAGCAAUAUAACGCUAAUAACACCCAUAUGGAAGAAAGAAACACUCAACUCUGUACUGUCAGACUAAAUCGUCAUUAGCAAUAAAACAGUGAACUCAUGUCCUGCAUAUUAACAUUUAGCUUAAAAGCUGCAUUUCACGGCUGUCCAAACGUUUAUGGUCACUUUGAAAGAAGUGCCUUUUAUGGAGGGUUUUCUUAGUUCCUACCGUUUUAUGAUUUCAGUUCUUUUGAAUAAAAUUGUCAUUGCCUAUCAAA
Molecule: messenger RNA, 2942 nt
Organism: Plectropomus leopardus (leopard coralgrouper)
Lineage: Eukaryota; Metazoa; Chordata; Actinopteri; Perciformes; Serranidae
Gene: c14h14orf180
Product: chromosome 14 C14orf180 homolog
Biological process (GO): positive regulation of Golgi to plasma membrane protein transport
Cellular component (GO): trans-Golgi network; plasma membrane; transport vesicle
Molecular function (GO): connexin binding
Source: RefSeq, a predicted model, not a curated record